Molecule: messenger RNA, 3358 nt
Organism: Salvelinus sp. IW2-2015
Lineage: Eukaryota; Metazoa; Chordata; Actinopteri; Salmoniformes; Salmonidae
Product: dual specificity protein phosphatase CDC14A
Biological process (GO): protein dephosphorylation; cilium assembly; microtubule cytoskeleton organization
Cellular component (GO): spindle pole; mitotic spindle; nucleolus
Molecular function (GO): protein tyrosine phosphatase activity; protein serine/threonine phosphatase activity; protein tyrosine/serine/threonine phosphatase activity
Source: RefSeq, a predicted model, not a curated record
CGUCACCAAAGGAAAAACUGAGCAAGAGCGAACAACUGCGCUUCGGAUGACACCCUAGCUGGAGAGCAAGGAUCAACAUAAUAAAGCACCGAAAACUAAAACAACCGCAGGGCAGACGAUCUCACUGUGCCAUUUGGAGAUGCUCGCAGUGCAUGCAUAAAAGCAAGAAUGAAGCGCAAAAGCGAAAAGAGGCGACCUGAGUCGAUGAAAAAGCGCCGUGCAGCUCAGAGAGAGGAGGCGGAGCUAAAGUCAGAUAAUCACAUUAGUGUAUCAGAUCAACUGUAUUUCGCAGUACUGCAGCAGAAGAUAAAAAGCACAGCUGACAGACAUUGCUUCUGCAUAGAUGAUGAAUUGUCAUAUGAAAACUUCUAUGCAGACUUUGGCCCGCUCAACCUGGCCAUGUUUUAUCACUUCUGUUGCAAGCUCACUAAAAAGCUCAAGUCAUGCACACUAGCGAAGAAGAAGAUAGUCUUCUACACCUGUGGAGAUCAAAAGAAACAAGCCAACGCUGCUUAUCUUAUUGGUUCAUAUGCAGUGAUGCAUCUUCAGAAGACGCCAGAGGAAGCCUACAGUCUACUGGUGUCCAGGAACUCUACCUACUUACCCUUCAGAGAUGCCUCUUUUGGAACCUGCAUGUACAAUCUGAACAUUCUAGAUUGCCUGUGCGCCGUAUACAAGGCUUUGCAGUUUGGCUGGCUUGAUUUCUCCCAGUUUGAUGUGGAGGAAUACGAACAUUACGAGAGAGCAGAAAAUGGAGAUUUCAACUGGAUAAUUCCUGGAAAAUUCCUAGCGUUCAGCGGUCCUCAUCCAAAAAGCAAAAUGGAGAACGGUUACCCUCUUCAUGCCCCCGAGGCCUACUUUCCUUACUUCACGAAACACAAUAUCACAACCAUCGUCCGUCUCAACAAGAAGAUGUAUGACGCAAAGCGUUUCACCGACAUGGGCUUCGAGCACCACGACCUCUUCUUCGUGGACGGGAGCACGCCAAACGACUCCAUCGUCAGGAAGUUCCUCAACAUCUGUGAGAACGCAGACGGAGCUAUCGCUGUUCACUGCAAAGCUGGUCUGGGUCGAACAGGCACCCUGAUAGGCUGCUACAUGAUGAAGCACUACCGCCUGACUGCGGCUGAGGCCAUCGCCUGGAUGCGUAUCUGCCGGCCCGGAUCAGUCAUCGGACCACAACAAAACUUUGUGGAAGAUAAGCAGAGCAGUCUGUGGUCCGAGGGCGACGUGUUCCGGGAGAAAAUGAACGAGCAGGAAAACGGCAAGCUGGCGGUCACCAGGAUCCUGUCGGGGGUUGAUGACAUCACCAUCAACGGCAGCAACAAGAACAAGAUGUCCAAGAAAGAAGAGGCGGAACUAUAUAAUGACGAUGAGGAGAUGAACGGCAUCACGCAGGGUGAUAAACUGCGAGCCCUGAAAAGCAAGAGACAGGCCAGAGCAUCCACAGGCUCCCUAUCGCAGGCGGUAGUAUACUGCUGGAGCCUCUUAGGCACCGUGUGGCCAGAAUGCUGUCUGGAUUGUCUGCCUUUCAAAAUGUAGCAGAGAGAGCAAGACAGAGAGGGGGGAAAAAACUGAGAGAAAAACUGAGAGAGGAAGUGAGGUUUUGUAUCAUGGAGGUAAGUGCAUGUCACUUCUUGUCUGACUAGCUUCCUCUUCCUGUUUAAAUGGUCGCCAUGCCAAUGGAUGUAUGGCUUUUGAGUGACUGCGGUACGAUAAGGUAUCCUGUGGGUGGAUAAUGUGAUGAAUGAUUUUGGUCACCUGCUCGGGCACGUGCUGCUUUGAUAUGCACAGGCUAGCAAGGGUGAGAACUGGGAAUCUCCAGUAGACAGGGAUUCCCAAGGACUGCUCAUACUAUUGAUUGAGACAGCUGCUCAACAGAAUGUGGUUUCUCCAUCGUCACGGAUACAGCGAUAUGCUCUGAGAUUGGCCGUUCAUGGAAGCCCAAACCUUGCCCUCCUAUUAUUUAACUCCAGCAUAGUCUAGCUACCAUUUAGUUUUUCUCUGUGAAAGGGACUGAAAUGGAUAAUGCAACAUUGACUGUGGGCACGUGUGAUCUAUUUUUACCUCCUAUGCAUGACAACAACAAAAAAGCAUGAUUUAACCUUUUGAACAUGCAUGGCCUCUGUAUUGUACCUAAUAUGUUGUAAGUGUUGGGCCAGGUUGAAUGUAAAAUGGCUGUUCUUUUUCCAUUGUGUUAGUGACUGGGUCAGUGCCUGCCCACUGUCCAAGCCUUGCUUCUUCCUGCCUAAAAAUCCUCUUCUCUACUGAACCAAACCCACAUUUAUCUUGCAAGAAUCCCUCAUUGACUCUUGUCGUAGUAAGGGUCCAAUCACCAUAGGCCACUUUCAUCAGCCUAUUGUAUUCAUGUCUUGAGAAUGAUUAUUGCUAAUUAUUUUCAUGAAAGUCUCAGUUUCUUUCCGCCAGUAUCUUCCACGGGCACAGUUAGACUCAGAUUAUGUUCUAGAUUCCAGAGUGUAUCCUCCACAUGAUUGUCAAAUGCCCUGGGUGUUCACUGUGAGAACACUCGUCGAGACGACAUUUGGGCUUCUGGACUAAGAGGUGUAUAAGCCAAGUUAUUUUUAGGUGAUGUAUUUACACAGUCAAACCCACAUUGUGUGAAGCUUUUCUUCAGUUGUCUAGGCCUGUGGAGGUGCCUUUGUUCUUGCAGCGUGUCCUUGAUUGCCUUCUCCAUUGAAGUCAGUCUUUUAGAGUAAACUGGAAGCAAGCUUUGGUGUUUCCUUACUGAUUCUCAAUGUUGAACCAUACUUAGGCCUAUAACUGCGCAAACAACGGAGAUGGUAGACUCUGAAAUGCGCCACUAGACCACCAUUUGGGAAACAGUUUUAGCAUGCUGCGGAAAACAAGUUGUGUAAAAUCAAUGCAAGAACUUGGGAGGUGGUGAGACUUGAAUUGGUGAACUUAGCAGGUACCUUUUCUGCUAUGGUGAAAAGACUACUUUACUUUUUAUUUUAUAGCCUGGGUGCCUAACUGUUUCAGCAUUUAAUAAUGCCACUUUGCUGCCUUGUCAAUCAAGAUAACAACCAGUUGGCUGAAGUGGAAAGGGUCUGGCGCCCAGGCUACAGGCUAGUGGAUAUGUACAGUAGGACUCAGGACGGGGCGUUGCUGUUGGCUAUGCCUGACCCAGUUCCAGUGGAAAAAAGAACGAGUGAGAUUCUCUCCUCUGGAUGUCUCUCUGGCUAUCCUUCUUUCUGUCAUGUUUUUGUUUCUGUUCUGUUUGGAUGUUUUCCCCCUCCUCCUUUAGAUGGUUGAUAGCCAUGCUGCUCUCGUCCCUGUGUAGCCUUGCCCUGUGGUGGAUUGUGUAUGGCUUCCCUUCUUCCAUCCUGCAUUUCUGUAU